CCACGAUCCGGAAGUGCGUUGUGAAGACCUACGUCACUACCGCGAUAGGGAUUAUUUUAUUUUCAUUUGUGGUCCAUUGUUUCACGAGUUUUAACUAUCAAAAGUUUGCAUCCACGAACUAUUUUGAAAAAGAACGAUAUUCACCGAACUGGUUUCUGAAGGUAGCAAAAAUGUCUGCAGAUAUGGAUCUCUCUCCACCAGAAGUUCCCGAGCCAACUUUUCUCGAGGGCCUCCUGCGCUAUGGCCUCUUCCUUGGUGCCAUUUUCCAGCUCAUUUGCAUCCUGGCAAUCAUUGUGCCCACCUCCAAAGGGCACGAGAAGGAGGAGACCGAGUCGACCAACGGGAAGGCGGCGGAUAACCCCAAGAAACCCAAAGGAGUGGCGCCCCAAAUUAGACCGAAAUCCAAGAAGGAAAGCAAAAAGAAGCGAUAGCUGUCCGUCCUCACGCAAUUGCGUACAUUUUAGUCUGUAUUGAUUUUCAAAGCCACUACAAGUACACGAAAGACUGCAUUUACUCAUAUUGACUGAUGUUGUAUUUUGUCUUUGUAUAUACAACCACAGUUGGUUUUUUUUUGGAAUUGAUGUUCAUUUUUUUUCACUAAACGUAGCAAUUAAACAUGUCGCGUGUCAUUCA
Molecule: messenger RNA, 633 nt
Organism: Syngnathoides biaculeatus (alligator pipefish)
Lineage: Eukaryota; Metazoa; Chordata; Actinopteri; Syngnathiformes; Syngnathidae
Gene: manbal
Product: mannosidase beta like
Exons: 3
Coding region: 171-431 (86 amino acids)
Cellular component (GO): membrane
Source: RefSeq, a predicted model, not a curated record